Messenger RNA from Xenopus laevis (African clawed frog), 599 nucleotides. RefSeq names its product MYC binding protein S homeolog (gene mycbp.S). Gene Ontology annotation, biological process: positive regulation of DNA-templated transcription; regulation of DNA-templated transcription. NCBI's taxonomy places the organism in Eukaryota, Metazoa, Chordata, Amphibia, Anura, Pipidae. Gene Ontology annotation, molecular function: transcription coactivator activity. Bases 142 to 453 code for a protein of 103 amino acids. The transcript is spliced from 5 exons. The record is from RefSeq and is a predicted model, not a curated record. Gene Ontology annotation, cellular component: nucleus.
CCAGUGCAACAGCAGACCGGGAAUGCGACUGCAAGAGCGACAUUCACUUCCUUGAUAAUUGGCGCCUGCGCACAACGCCGUCAGCUUGUUACUGAGGGGAUUGUUUGUGAACAAACCAGACUUGAGAGAGUGAGUUGCAGAAUGGCGAAUUACAAGGCUGCUGAUUCCAAGAGGGAACAAUUUAGAAGAUACUUGGAGAAGGCAGGAGUACUUGAUACAAUAACAAAAGUUCUGGUGGCAUUGUAUGAAGAGCCAGAAAAGCCAAACAAUGCAUUGGAUUUCUUAAAACAACACAUGGGUGCUGCCGGACCUGAAACGGCAGAUGUGGAAGCUCUUCGUUUAGAGGUAGCAGAACUGAAACAGAAAUAUGAGGCAGUACUGGAAGAAAACAUAGAACUGAAAGCAAAGCUUGCACAACAUGAACCUCCUCCAGAUGAAAAGUGUUCAGAAUAAGUCAUUUUACUUUCUACCUACAUCAAUACUGCACUGGAAAUGGAAAUAUAUAAGCUUGAGUUUUGUUCUAUUUUGAGCACAAGGAGAGGCACAUUUGGUAUCAAAUUUCUAAAAUUAUUUUCUAAAUAAACUACUUAUUUAAACCA